UUCAUAUAAACUGAAGUAUAUAUGCUAUCAGUUAUUUUUUCACUCAAUACUCACGAAUCAUGGCGAAGGUGGCGAUUGUUGAGCUCAAUAGAAACUGUGCCAAUACAGUGGAAGAGAUAGUGAAAAUGGAGAGAAAGAUCUUUCCCAAGCACGAAUCACUGGCUUCAUUCUUUCACGAUGAACUUAGAAAGAAAAACAGUGGGUUGCUUUAUAUUCACGUGAAUGGCGUAAUUGCAGGCUAUGUCAUGUAUUCUUGGCCUUCUUCCUUGUACGGCUCCAUCACAAAGCUCGCAGUGAAGGAGCAAUGGAGGGGACAAGGCCACGGAGAGGCUCUGUUGAAAGCAGGAAUUGAGAAAUGCAGGACAAGGAAAGUUUCGCGCAUAAUGCUUCAUGUGGAUCCCUUGAGGACUCCUGCAGUGAAUCUUUACAAGAAACAUGGUUUCCAAAUUGACACUUUGGUUGAAGGGUACUACUCCUCAGAUAGAGAUGCCUAUAGAAUGUACUUGGACUUCGAUUCAAGUUGAAGGAGAAAUUAAAAAUACAUUUUACAUAUGACCAGUGGUUAAUUUAAAAGAACAAAUUUGUAACUCUGUGUAUGGAGUCAUGAAAGACAAGCAUUUAAUAAAGAGGGCUUGUGGUUUUACUA
Molecule: messenger RNA, 646 nt
Organism: Glycine soja
Lineage: Eukaryota; Viridiplantae; Streptophyta; Magnoliopsida; Fabales; Fabaceae
Product: mycothiol acetyltransferase-like
Exons: 2
Coding region: 60-524 (154 amino acids)
Molecular function (GO): acyltransferase activity, transferring groups other than amino-acyl groups
Source: RefSeq, a predicted model, not a curated record